Molecule: messenger RNA, 3037 nt
Organism: Drosophila novamexicana
Lineage: Eukaryota; Metazoa; Arthropoda; Insecta; Diptera; Drosophilidae
Gene: Cdc7
Product: cell division cycle 7-related protein kinase
Exons: 3
Coding region: 651-2936 (761 amino acids)
Biological process (GO): mitotic DNA damage checkpoint signaling; protein phosphorylation
Cellular component (GO): nucleus
Molecular function (GO): ATP binding; protein serine/threonine kinase activity
Source: RefSeq, a predicted model, not a curated record
UUAAUAAAAACGGAAAGUUCGAGAGGCAAGUGAACAAGUCCCGCUGAUAUUCGCCAAAAAUCGUGCGUCUUUCGCUCUACACAGGCGAGUGACAGCGGGAGCGGCAGAUGCAGCAGCAACAGCAACAGCAACAGCAGCAGCAAUACCAGUACCAGAGACGGAGACGGAGCCAAGCAAACAGAAUCGGAAGCGAGUAAAAAAAGUAAGCGGCUCGAAUUUUGGCAUUGCUGUGAGAAGCAAAACGUAGCGGCCUGUGUGCCAGUAAUAUUACAGCGCUCAACAGUUUCGUUUGGAUGAAAUAAUAACAACAAAAAAAUAUACAAAAUUUUAUCAGCUAAAUUCAACCGAUCAAAUAUAUUCGCAAGUUUCGGCCAAAUUUUCCAUGUAUUUAUAGAACCAAAACAGCCAUUCCACCCAGAGGCAAGAGGGCGGCAAUACAAAAACAAAAAAAAACUAAAUUUAAAAAAAAAACGGCUAGCACAAUAAAGAAAACAAAAAACGAAUUAGAAAAAAAGUACCGUGCGUGAUUUGUAAAGUGUGGCCAAAUUACUCGAACUUCAUACUACUCUGCCCAUAAGCCAGCUCAGGCAGAUGCUGCUCCUGAUUAAACCAACGUCAACAACAACAACAACAACCACAACGCCUGAACAAUGGAAAAGCGCAUUAAAUCUGGCAACGGCCGCUGCGACAAUAACACGGUCGUGGCGGCUGCACCAGCUACCAAAAUCAAUGUGAACCACAACAAACCGCAGCAGCUGGCCACAAAUACAACAACAACAAGAACAAUAGCCGCCGAUGGCAACUCUAGUUCCAAGUUGGCAGCCGCGUUUCGGAAUAUCAGAGUCAAUGUGCAGCCCAGCAGAGGCAUGCACUCUUGGCCGCGUCAGGACGAGCAGACGGUUCAGGCAACAACUGCAGCGAUUUCAGCUGCACGCGCCCGCGUAGAGGCAGCAGCAGCAGCAGCAGCAAACGCAACAACAACAGCAGCAGCAGCAACAACAACAACGAUAAUAAUAAACAACAAACAGAGCAACAAUGUUGUGAAGCUGCAGAAGCAUCCAUCCUCAGUGUUGGCAAUCGCCGAACAAUAUGCAACGAUUGCGGCCAAUUACAGGACGAAGCCACGCAACAAAAGUGACGAGGCCAUCAACGAUCUGCUGCUGCGCAUACCGGACAUUGCACAAAUAUUCGAUGUACAGAGCCGCAUCGGUAACGGUACAUUCAGCACUGUGCUGCUGGCGACGCUCAAGCGGGAGGCACAGCUGCCGGACAGCAUGCGUCGCAAGUUUGCGAUCAAACAUCAUAUACCCACCAGCCAUCCCGAUCGCAUUAUGAAGGAGCUGCAGUGCAUGACAGAUAUGGGGGGCACCGACAACGUUGUGGGCAUCCACUGCUGUUUGCGCUGCGAGGCGUCGGCGGCAUUCGUGAUGCCCUAUAUGCCGCACGAUCGUUUCCAUGAUUUCUAUACCAAGAUGGAGGUGCCGGAGAUCCGUUUGUAUAUGCGUAACCUGCUGUUGGCGCUGCGGCAUGUCCACAAGUUCAACAUAAUUCAUCGCGAUGUGAAGCCCAGCAACUUUCUGUACAAUCGACGGCAGGGCCAGUUUCUGCUCGUGGACUUUGGCCUGGCGCAGCAUGUGAAUCUAAGCGGCGGCCCAACCAGCAUAACUGCCUCCCAGCAGCAACAGCAACAGCAGCAGCAGCAGCAGCAGCAGCUGGCGGCCAGCAACAGCAAGCGACCACGCGAUGCCUCUGGACAGCAGCAGCAGCUGGCGGCAUCAGCAGCAGCAACUGCAUCGGAGGCGGCACUUGGAGGCGCGGUCAAGCGGAUGCGGCUCAACGAUGAUAGCAAUGCCAGCAACUGGAACAAGAUGCCGCUCAAGCCGGUCAACGAGAUUGCGCAGAGCGCCAAGUGCGAUGCCAAACAGAGUCUCACUGAGAUCGCGCCCGACACACAGCAACAGCCGGCGCCGCCGACGGGACCGGGACAGGCACAGGCACAGUCCGUGCAGCCGGCGGAGUCGAGCGUGGCGACCAGCAGCAGCAAGUACAACACGAAUCGCAUUGCUGGCGGCGGCGUCGGUGGCGCCGGCGGCGCCGGCGGCGGCAAUGCAAAAUGCUAUUGCUUUGCGAAUCCGUCCGUUUGCAUCAACUGCCUUAUGAAGAAGGAGGUGCAUGCGUCGCGAGCGGGCACGCCCGGCUAUAGGCCGCCCGAGGUGCUGCUCAAGUAUGCGGAUCAGACAACCGCCGUGGAUAUAUGGGCAGCGGGCGUCAUCUUCUUGUCGAUACUAUCCUCCGUCUAUCCGUUCUUUAAGGCGCCCAACGACUUUGUCGCUCUGGCCGAGAUCGUGACCAUCUUUGGUGAUCGCGCCAUACGCAAAACGGCCCUGGCCCUGGAGCGCAUGGUGACGCUUAGCCAGCGCUCGAAGCCGCUCAAUUUGCGCAAGCUGUGCCUGCGCUUCCGGCAUCGUCUCAUCUUCAGUGACCAGCAGAUGGUGCGCAAGCACGAAUCACCCGACGGCCGGAUCGAUGUGUGCAAGAACUGUGAUCAAUAUUUCUUUAAUUGCCUCUGCGAGGAGAGCCCCUAUGUGACCGAGCCGCUCGAUCCGUACGAAUGUUUUCCGGCCAGCGCCUACGAUCUGCUCAGCCGCCUGCUCGAGAUCAAUCCGCACAAGCGCAUCACCGCCGAACAGGCGCUCAAUCAUCCCUUCUUCACCGAGCAGCCGACAGUUCCGGCUGUGCCCGCUGCCGUUGCCGCCAAACUGCGCACCGAGGCGCCCAAGCAAAUGACGCGCAGGCGCGCCACCAAAGCGGCAGCGGGAGCGGGAGCUGCAGCUGCAAUUGAAGCUGGAGCGGGAACGGGAACGGGAGCGGGAGCCAGAGCGGCAGCUGCUUCACCAGCCGCUGAGCAGCCGCAACAAACUCUAAACAAACUGUGAAAACUAGUCGAAAACCCUUUGAUAACCUCUAGAGCUUAGGAUAUAUAUCUAUAUAUAUAUAUACAUACAUUUUUUUUUUGGCCAGUGUCGGGCAUAGUUUA